Molecule: messenger RNA, 1503 nt
Organism: Diabrotica balteata
Lineage: Eukaryota; Metazoa; Arthropoda; Insecta; Coleoptera; Chrysomelidae
Source: the annotation of a GenBank genome assembly
AUGGCUGGUGUAUUCGAUUUAGAACUGCAUGAUGUUGAAACUGUAGAAGUAGAUGAUUCAGACGAUGCAAUCGAAAUUGAAGAGGAUGAAUAUGAUCAAAAUCCUAAUAUUAAUGCAAUUGUUGAAUCCGACGAUACCGAAACGGUUCAUCUGACUGAACAAAAUGUGAACCCGGGCCAGGAAAAAACCGGACCCCAAGACUUUGAAUUACGCAAAGUUCUGGGCAAAGGAGGUUAUGGGAAAGUAUUUCAAGUUAGAAAAAUUACGGGGAAAGAUGCCAAUACUGUCUUUGCCAUGAAGGUUCUCCGCAAGGCUUCCAUAGUUAGAAAUCAAAAAGAUACUGCCCAUACGAAAGCAGAACGAAAUAUUUUAGAAGAAGUUAAGCAUCCUUUUAUAGUGGAUUUGAUAUAUGCCUUCCAAACGGGUGGAAAAUUGUACUUAAUUUUAGAAUACCUCAGCGGGGGCGAACUUUUUAUGCAUUUAGAAAGAGAAGGAAUAUUUUUAGAGGAUACCGCUUGCUUUUAUUUAUCCGAAAUCAUUCUCGCCCUAGAACAUUUACAUGGACAAGGAAUUAUUUAUAGAGAUCUAAAGCCUGAAAAUAUUUUACUUGACGCCCACGGUCACGUUAAAUUGACAGAUUUCGGUCUGUGUAAAGAACACGUUAACGAAGGCAUAUUGACUCACACGUUUUGUGGAACUAUUGAAUAUAUGGCACCUGAAAUUUUAACUAGACAUGGCCAUGGAAAAGAGGUUGAUUGGUGGUCGUUGGGAGCAUUGAUGUACGAUAUGUUAACCGGUGCACCUCCGUUUACCGCUGAAAAUAGAAAAAAGACAAUAGAAAAAAUUCUAAAGGGAAAAUUAAACCUUCCGCCUUAUUUGACCGCCGAUGCUCGUGAUUUAGUACGCAAAUUACUAAAGAGGCAGGUUCCUUCGAGGUUGGGGGCUCCUCCCGAUGAUGCAAAUGCUGUCAAACGACAUCAAUUCUUCAAACACAUCGUCUGGGAUGAUGUCCUGAGAAGAAAAUAUGAACCUCCAUUUAAACCAAGUCUUGCUAGUGAUGAUGAUGUCUCUCAGUUUGACACCAGAUUUACAAAACAAACUCCAGUAGAUUCGCCGGACGAAUCGACUCUUAGUGAAAGUGCCAACUUGAUAUUCCAGGGCUUUACCUACAUAGCACCCUCUGUCUUGGAAGAUAUCUAUAAACCAACGAUAGUUAAAGCUCGCUCUCCCCGUAAAGGUUCCUAUCGCCCUCAUUUCGGUUUUACGCCUACUCAUCAUAGUCAUCCCAAUAACCUAGAUCCGAAUUGCAGCUACGUAGCAGGAAUGUCUUCUGCGCACGCUGCGCACUCCAAUCACGUGCCUCCACAUGCUGCACACGGACUUGCGCAUCAUCCACAUGCGCACCAUCAUAACCCGUUUGCGCAACAAGCAGUGUUUAAUAUACCAGCAAAUGCUUGCGCAGACGAGAUGAUGGAAGUCGGCAGCGGACUACCUCAUGUAUAG